Medioppia subpectinata is the source of this 2028-nucleotide messenger RNA. Lineage: Eukaryota; Metazoa; Arthropoda; Arachnida; Sarcoptiformes; Oppiidae. The record is from the annotation of a GenBank genome assembly.
AUGCAAGUGAAUGUGAAGGGAAAGCACGGCUCACAUCCCUAUCGCUACAAACGACUGUUGACCGCAUUCACUAAACUAAUCACGAAAGACAAACAGCACACCUUCAUCGAGACCGACACUGUGCGAUAUGUAUAUCAGGCUCUUAUGGAUAAACUGUAUUGUGUUCUCAUCACUACUAAGACAUCAAACAUUUUGGAAGAUUUGGAAACUUUGAGACUGUUUGUGCGAGUAAUCAACGAAUACACGUCUUCGCAGACAAAAGGGUCGUCGGAUGAACUGGCGAUCAGUGAAAAUGCCUUCACUUUGAUCUUUGCUUUCGAUGAAAUCGUGGCGUUAGGAUAUCGAGAGAGCGUUAAUAUGUCUCAAGUGAGGACUUUUAUCGAAAUGGAUUCACACGAGGAGAGAGUGUUUGUGGCGGUGCGACAGACACAGGAACGGGAGGCCAAACAGAAAAUGCGAGAAAAGGCCAAAGAGUUGAGUAAAUUGCAGAAAACACAGCAAAACGAAAGACUCAAAUCGAUGACCGGUUCGAUGAAUAAUAUGUCGAUUAAUAAUGCUUUAAGUGAAGUGAAAGCGGAGACUAAUAUUCCUGAGCGCACAUCAGCUCCGAUGGCCUCUAACAUGAGGCCAAAGGGCACUUCUAAGGCUUUAAAAUUAGGCUCCCGUUCGGGACAAACCAUGUUUUCUCCCAACACUGAAGAGCAACUUGUGUCCACUCAAGUGACCACUCAAUCGAUUGGUUUGGAUUUGAAGACAAGUGAUUGUAUGGAAGAGUUGGUGCAAACGGUUGAGAUGUCACACAUUCCCGUCUCCAGAGAUGAAGCCAGUGAUGAUUUGGUGUCCAAUAGGGGUCCCAAUAGAUCCAAACAGUGGAGGAAUGGCAACCAAAGCCAAUCCGGCGGCACUCGACGUGUGGCCGACUCGGAGUUCACGUCAAUGUCCGGUCAGAGUCCGCAACGACUGGUCCGCACGGAUGACACCGGCGAUGACAACUGUUGGGAGCGCUCGUCGGUCGGCGGCAGCCAUACGCCCGACACUCAGAUGGAAGAGGAGGAAGAGCUGAAGUACGGCGCGAAACAUGUGAUAAAGCUAUUCAUUCCCGUCAGUAUCUGUAUGUUUUGUGUGGUCUUUACGAUGAACUCCAUAUCCUUCUACUCGUCAACCAAUGUAUAUAUGGUUUACACGCCAUUCACGGACCAAACGGUGGACACGACGACCAAAGUGUGGCAAUCAUUCGCCAACGCUUUCAUUUUGAUGGGAGUAAUCGUUGUGAUGACUAUUGUAUUGAUAGUGUUAUAUAAGUUCCGAUGCUAUCGAGUGAUCCACUCGUGGCUAAUAAUCUCAUCAUUAAUGCUGUUAUUCUUGUUUACAUUCAUAUAUAUGGGAGAAGUGUUGAGAGCCUAUAAUAUAGCCAUGGAUUACAUAACAGUUGCGCUCUUCAUGUGGAACUUUGGUGUCGUGGGAAUGGUUUGCAUUCACUGGAAGGGACCGCUUCUCCUCCAACAGACAUAUCUCAUCCUAAUAUCAGCCCUAAUGGCACUCGUGUUCAUUAAAUUCCUCCCCGAUUGGACCACUUGGGUAGUGCUCGGAGUGAUCUCUGUCUGGGAUCUCGUGGCUGUUCUCUGUCCUAACGGUCCGCUAAGAAUAUUGGUAGAGACGGCACAGGAAAGGAAUGAAACGAUAUUCCCGGCCCUUAUCUACUCAUCAGCGGUGGCCUACUAUGUGGGCGCAGCCGUUGACGACAACGCCGAUGACACCAAUCAUCAAAGAGGGGAUAACUCGCCGACACAAGCGUUGCCCGAAGUGAGGUUUACGGACCCGAGAGGACCCAUUGCUAUUGGAAACGAGUCGUCGACACAAAUAUUGAAUUCAGAAGCCAUGGAAGACGAGAGAGGAGUGAAACUGGGUUUAGGAGACUUCAUAUUCUACAGUGUUUUGGUGGGAAAGGCCUCCUCUUAUGGCGACUGGAAUACAACUUUGGCCUGUUUUGUGGAAUUCACUUGCAUUACGCUUACAAUCGAUAACUAA